CCCAACCCAACCCCGAGCCGCCACCACCCUCCGUCCCCCGUCUCCGCCGAGUCGCCGCCGGCUCGGCUCCCUCCCACCCGCCGGCGCCCCUCCUCCCUCCUCCCUGCGAGGCGCGGACGGAAGCUCGGCUACAUUGAUUAGGUAGGCGAGGCCGAGCGCCAUGGGGCCAGCGCCGAGGGCCGGGGGCGAGCCAAUGAAGCAGCGGGUGAACCGCUGCCUGCACCGCCUCUCCGACCGGGACACGGAGGCCAUGGCCGCCAACGAGCUGGACGCGAUCGCCCGCGGCCUCGACGCCGACGAGCUCCCACUCUUCCUCGCCGCCGUCUCCGACACGCGGGCCACGGACAAGGCGCCGCUGCGGCGCCACUCACUGCGCCUGCUCGCGCUGCUCGUCGCCGCCCACCCGCGCGACGCCGUGGCGCCGCUCGUGCCCAGGCUCGUCGCCGCCGCGCUGCGCCGGGUGCGCGACCCGGACUCCUCCGUGCGCGCCGCGCUCGUCGACGCCGCGCGCGCCAUCGCCGGGGCCGCCGCGCCCCCCUCAGCCCCCGCGGCCCUCGGCCCGCUCGCCGACGCCGUGCUCCACGAGCAGGACCAGUGCGCGCAGCUCGCCGCCGCGCUCGCGGCGGCGGCCGCCGUCGAGGCCUCCGCCCCGACCUCCGACCUCGCCGACUACCUCCUCGCGCUCCUCCCGCGCCUCCUCAAGCUACUCCGCAGCGCCGCCUUCAAGGCCAAGCCUGCGCUCAUCUCCCUCAUCGGCGCCGCCUCGGCGGCCACCGACGGCGAGGGCGCCGCCACCGCGGUGCCCUGCCUCCGCGACGCGCUCGCCGGGGACGACUGGGCCGCCAGGAAGGCCGCCGCCGAGGCGCUCGCGCUGCUCGCCCUGGAGCACGGCGACGACCUCUCCGCCCACAAACCCUCCUGCAUUGCCGUCUUCGAGGCCAAGAGAUUCGAUAAGGUGAAGAUUGUGCGGGAGUCCAUGAACCGGAUGAUCGAGGCGUGGAGGGAGAUCCCGGACUUGGAGGAGGACGUGUGCUCCUCCGGCGCCUCGCCGGCCCAGACCAGAUCUUCCUCUCUCACAGAUAGUGCAAGCGAUGGUCGAUACCCGGCUGAUUCCCUUGGCUCCAAUUCCGUCCAGUCAGUUACGAAGAGGAACAUGCUGCCGGCAAGCAGGUCACCGCCGUCAGUCAGUAACCGAAGGACCAGCCCUUCCAUCAGAAGCAAGAAGAGUUCGCCGCCUUCACGCGGCGGCGAUGUUACCGUCGCGGCAGACGCCACCCCGACCAAAACGGUGACCGGGGAGAAGCUUCUGAAAGAGGGCAAUGUUAGAGCAAGGCUUGAAGCGCGGAAGAUGCUGUUCCAGAAGAGUGGUGAGAAAGGGUACAAUAAGGUGGCCGGGCGCAAGUCAGGGUCUAGAGUUGUUCCAUACAACGGGGACGGUGACUCGGAAGAGAGCACCGAGGUUGAGGAUGAUGGGCCUGAGGAGUUUCAGUCAGACAACUCUGAUGAGCUUCAGUUAGUUCACAAAGAUGAAGACCUGUCCAAGAUCAGGAUGCAGCUAGUUCAGAUAGAGAAUCAGCAGACAAACCUGCUCGACCUUCUCCAGAAAUUUAUGGGGAGCUCCCAGAAUGGGAUACGUUCGUUGGAGACAAGGGUGAACGGUCUGGAAAUGGCACUGGACGAGAUCUCGCGUGAUCUGGCCGCCUCCUCAGGACGGAUGCCGAGCAGCGAACCUGACAUGAACUGCUGCAUCCCGAGCCCAAAAUUCUGGAGAAAAAAUGAUGGUGGUAGAUACAUUUCAAGGUACCCCGUGUCCGACCUAGCAAACCACUCUGAGGAGGUCAGAGCUUCUCAUAAGUGGGAGAGGCAGAAGUUUGGAGUUCAGGGUGGGUUCGUCACCAACCCAUUAGCAGAGUCUCCGAACACUUCAUACGUAAGGAGCACGUUGGUUGCUCAGGAAGGCAGGAGGCAGAAUUCAGCCCAAUACAAGUCGAGGACGCGUUAGGGGCGACAAGGAUGCUCCAUCUGAAUCCUGAACCACCUGCAUCUACUGAGGCGGGAGGGAGCAUCUGAAACAUGUCACUUCACCGCAUUCUAGGAGGCCUUUUUCUUCUUUUCUCCAGAAUUCGAAGCUGAGUUUGUAAAUGAAUUUAUGGAGUUUUCUUUUGCGAGUUGGUUCGACGAUUCAGAUUUCUGUGGAACGGAGCCUGUGAGACUCUAAAGCAAGAAGGACCCUCACUGCGUGGUGGGCGCUGUUUGUAACAUACCUCCGGCCCUGACUGCAGUUCUUGCUUUAGCAUGCGAAAAUUAAGGUCCUGGUGUAUGCAUGUA
Hordeum vulgare subsp. vulgare (domesticated barley) is the source of this 2328-nucleotide messenger RNA. Its product is annotated as TORTIFOLIA1-like protein 5. The transcript has 5 exons. Gene Ontology annotation, molecular function: microtubule binding. Gene Ontology annotation, cellular component: microtubule. The record is from RefSeq and is a predicted model, not a curated record. Lineage: Eukaryota; Viridiplantae; Streptophyta; Magnoliopsida; Poales; Poaceae. Bases 161 to 2002 code for a protein of 613 amino acids.